UCAUGGUACAAUUGGAGAACCGGGUGACCGAGGUCCCAAUGGGAAUAGCCUGAAUGGCCCUCAAGGUCUCCCUGGGUUACCAGGACCCCGUGGCACAAAGGGGGACCCAGGAGGCAUGUUUUCAUCCCAGCCAGGUGCUACUGGGGCACCUGGACCACGAGGGGCUGUUGGGUCACCUGGAAUUCCUGGAACCCCUGGACAUCCAGGAUCACCAGGAUUACAAGGCCAACUAGGAUCCCAAGGCCACAAAGGAGAUCCUGGGGAUAAUGGUGACAUUGGAGCUACUGGUCCCCCAGGUCCACCCUGUACUGUUUGUGAUUUGCUUGGACCACCAGGACCUCAUGGACCUUCAGGGCACCCUGGUCAACAAGGAGUGCCAGGCUACACUGGUGAGAAAGGUGUUAGGGGAGACAUUGGUCUACCUGGUCAUGGUCAGAAGGGUUUAAAAGGUAAUCCUGGUAUGCCUGGUGGCCUGGGUCUUCCUGGGCCAAGAGGCCUUGUUGGUCUUCCAGGAGACAAUGGUACUGAUGGUUUAAAGGGACAGAAAGGUGAAAAGGGCCACCCUGGGAAGUCUGGGUCUAGAGGUGGGCUUGGAAAUCCUGGGCCUCCAGGACCAAGAGGUGAAAAGGGGGAAAGAGGUUCCACUGGUCAAUUUGGAAUUGCAGGAGAUCCAGGACUGCCUGGUAAAAAAGGUUCAACUGGCCCCAUGGGAUUACCGGGAGUAUGUCACAAAGUCAAUGUGACAAAAGGCCAGUCUGGAUUUAGGGGAAAUAAGGGGCUUCCAGGUCACCCAGGAGUUGCAGGACCCAAAGGCAAAAAUGGCACGCAGGGUGAUAUGGGGCCUGAUGGGAGGCCAGGAUUGAAAGGAUUAAAAGGGUUUGCUGGGGUUCCAGGUAGAGACGGCUUAUCAGGUCCCUCUGGACGUCGUGGGAUUAAAGGUUUCCCAGGUCCAAGGGGAUAUUCGGGGAACACUGGAGAUCAGGGAGAUACAGGGACACCAGGACAAAUCGGUAUCCCUGGCCUCCCAGGAUUUCCAGGUGCAAAAGGUGACAAAGGACAGUCCUAUGGGAUACCUGGUCCACAGGGGCUCAAAGGAUUACCAGGGGAGGUUGGGCCCAGUGCACCUAGAGGAAGUGCAGGUGAUCCAGGUGACCCAGGACCCAGGGGAAGGUCAGGACAACCUGGAAAUCCAGGGAUUACUGGGGAAACUGGAAGACAAGGAGGACCAGGCUCUCCUGGGUCCCAAGGUCCCUUUGGGCGUCCAGGCAUUUGGGGUCCUCCAGGUGAUGAAGGAGGUGUGGGACCACCAGGCCUACCCGGCCCACAUGGUUCUGCAGGGUCUCCUGGGACAACAGGUUUGGAUGGAUUGGAUGGGUUAAAAGGUUCAAAAGGGCUGAAGGGAGCAAGCGGCAUAGACACUCCUGGCCCGCCUGGAAAAAUUGGUUUACCUGGAGCUAAAGGUGCCCAGGGCAUCUCAGGGUGUGCAGGAAAAACGAUUGCAGGGCUUAAAGGCCAAAGAGGGCCUCCUGGGAACACAGGCCCUGCAGGGAUACCAGGAACACCUGGCAGCCCUGGCAAAACUUGCCAAACCCCCUUGCAUGGGCCUCAUGGAGAUAAAGGCUAUGAAGGACCUACAGGACCUACAGGACCCCCAGGUCCUCCUGGACGACCUGGACCACAGGACUGCAGUGUUUCAUAUAAAGGAGACCCAGGACCAGUUGGCCAUCCUGGGGUACAAGGUUAUAGGGGACACAAGGGCCUCCCAGGCUCUCCUGGGCCAUUUGGCCACCUGGGCAUUCGAGGACCAAAGGGUGAGAAAGGUCAUGAAGGUGCAAGGGGCCCUCAGGGACCCAAAGGUCAGGGAGGAAUCCAUGGGCCCCGGGGUUGCAAGGGUGAGCCUGGCCCUGUUGGAGAUCCAGGUGUCAAAGGUGAACCUGGUGAUUUAAUCACUUUAGGCUUCGCUCCACCAGGAGCAACAGGACCAAAAGGGCUUCAGGGAAGUGUAGGAACACAAGGGGAUGUGGGUCCACCUGGUCCUUUUGGACAAACAGGACCAAAGGGUCCUAAAGGGUCUCUGGGCUUUCCUGGCAAACCAGGUCCUCCUGGGUUAGAUGGUCCCCGUGGAGACCCAGGUGAUGUUGGUGAGCCAGGAUUCACUGGGCCUCAAGGUGCCCCUGGUCCUCCUGGUGAUGCAGGUGAGCCAGGCCAUAGAGGGCCACUGAGAUCCGGCUUCCUUUUGGUCAUCCACAGCCAGUCAGUUCAGGUACCACAGUGUCCUGCAGGUAGCAACCUGCUUUGGGUGGGAUAUAGCCUCAUCUACCUGGAAGGACAAGAGAAGGCUCACACACAAGAUCUGGGCCAACCUGGCUCUUGUCUACCUGUUUUCUCCACUAUGCCAUUCUCCUACUGUGACAAAGAUGCCUGCUACUACUCAAGUCGCAAUGACAAGUCCUACUGGCUCUCUACCACUGCUCCCAUUCCCAUGAUGCCACUCUUUGGCCAGGAGAUCAGCCUCCACAUUAGCCGUUGUGUUGUGUGUGAGACACAUUCACCUGCAACGCCUUUUCACAGUCAAACUCAUGCUGUCCCUCCCUGCCCAUCUGGUUGGAGGAGUUUAUGGACAGGAUACUCUUUCCUUCUGCACACAGGGGCAGGUGACGAGGGUGGCGGACAAUCACUGGCUUCUUCUGGUAGCUGCCUUAAGGAUUUUCGAACUCAUCCCUUGAUUGAGUGUCAAGGCGCGCAGGGUUCCUGUCACUACUUUUCCAACCUCUACAGUUUUUGGCUGACUACUGUAAAAGAGACGGAGGAGUUUCUCCCUGUUAGGCCUGGUACCAUCAAAAUAACUGAGCAGCAGCGACUCAAGACCAGCCGGUGUAAUGUUUGCCUUCGGGAUUAAGGAUUUCGCUACACUUUUAAGGUAUAAAUGUGAUCAUUUUAAAUAUAUUUGUGAUAUUGUAGAUCAUUAAAAUGAAAAUCAGCCCAUAGUUGCAUAGGGCCCUAAGCUAAUAUUUCCUUUUAAAGCCCAUCUCUAAUUAAGACCAUCGGCUAACAGCCACAGAGCGCUUCCUGCAUGUCUUUAAAUAUAUCUACAUUUACAGUGUCUUGCAAAAGUAUUCAGUCCUCUUGACAUUUUACAUUCUUUUGCCUCACAACCAGGAAUUACAAAGAAUGUUUUGAAUUUUUAAUUCAGGUACAGAACAUGUAUAAAACUUUUAAUAUGUUAUUUUUUUUAUUGUAAAGCAAGCAACAAAUAGGGCAAACUAACAGAAAACUCUGCAUGCAUAACUGUUCACCCCCUAAAGUUAGUACAUUGUGGAGCCACGUUUUACAUCAAUUCCAGCUGCAAGCCGACGGGGAUAAGUAUAUGUAUGUUUUUUUGCUAUUUCAGUAGGCAUUCACACAACGGAGCGUUGCGUGGUGCAGGUUGAAGGGCCCAGACCGUGACAGAGACUGUGAUGCUAAUAAUAGCUAGCGCUAGCUUAUAGGUCUGUUGCCCAGGCAGUUUACAACUUCACUGAUACACAUAAGCUUUAUGUUUCUCUAAACAUCCUUGUCAUCGUGUUAGCUUAGCACAUAGCACCAUCACGCUCUAAUUUCAGCGUAAUUUUGACAACUUUUAGCCGUAUGCUUAAAUGUGCUGGCAAGAAUUUUCCCGGUUGGAGUUGCUAGCUUGUUAUGGUAAUUUACCCCAUUCAACCUCUCAGGUAUGUUCCAUGUUAUUCAGCCAGUAGUGGAUGCAGUUUUAUAAUUGAAUAAAUUGCCCUACCAGAUUAAAUGUCAGUUCUUUGUGUUGGAUUGUGUCAAAUAAAUUUCGAAAUAAAUGACACUUAUAGUCCUGUCUGACUUAUAUAUGUUUUCUUUUCCUGUUUGUCAUGCAUUUUUUGACUGAUGCUACUUGUAUUCUGGAGCGACUUAUAGUCCGAAUAAUAAGGUAUUAAAACGUUGAGGGAGACUGACACAAUUUUUGUUAAAGAAUAUCCCUGUAUUAUUUAUUUUUGGCAGGAUUGUUGUGAUAUCAUGUGCUUUUCAUUUCAAGAUAAUGGAUUCUGGCUCUGAGGAAGAUUUCAGUAUUUUUAUAAUGCCACCCUGACUUGUACUUCUUAAAUCUUUGUCCCUGACUUGUUUGGAGAGCUCCUUGGUCUACAUGGUGUAAUACCUCUUGCUUAGUGGUGCUGGACCCUCUGGGACCUUUCAGAAAAGGUGUGUUUAAACUAACUGAGCAUGUAACUAUUUUGCCCACAACUGGACUUUAUUUCACUAAUCUUGUGAUAUUUGAAGGUAAUUGGUGACACCAGAACUUUUAGGGGCUUCAUUGAAAAGCAUGUGGAUACAUAAGCACAUGCCAAUAUUCAGAUUUUAUUUUUUCAUUCUUUUUCUUAUACAUAUUUUUGUGUUUUGUGCAGGUCCAUCACAUAAAAUAAGAUUUAAAAAAAAUUAAAUUACAGGUUAGAAUGUUACAAAAUGGAUAAAAAGCCAA
Molecule: messenger RNA, 4480 nt
Organism: Fundulus heteroclitus (mummichog)
Lineage: Eukaryota; Metazoa; Chordata; Actinopteri; Cyprinodontiformes; Fundulidae
Product: collagen alpha-1(IV) chain
Exons: 20
Coding region: 116-2899 (927 amino acids)
Cellular component (GO): collagen trimer
Molecular function (GO): extracellular matrix structural constituent
Source: RefSeq, a predicted model, not a curated record